UGUAAUGUAAACUACCGUGAAAAGAAUUAUUGUAUUUGUUAUAAAUGCUAUAAUUCCUUAGAUUUGUUUUAAUUGCACCCUAUUAUUAUUAAUCAUUAUGAUAUAAGUUAUUCAGUUUUAGUAAUAAUUAAGUUGUAUAGUAAGAUGGAUCAAUUUUGCCGAGGAUGUUUAGUUCGGUAUGAAGAGCCCACAGAUCUCUUACAAUAUACUGAGAAAAACCGACGGUUGUUUGUUUACUGCACCGGUUUACAGGUGAAACGCACGGACACUUUCACAUUCCAACUAUGCAGAGGUUGCUAUGUCAACAUGAAAGUGGCCUGCAACUUCAAGAAGCAGAGCCGCAACUCCGACCGGCUGUUCAAAAGCUACCAGAGUCUUAAAGACAAUGGGGAGAGUCUGGAUCUGAGCACAUUCCUUAAGAAUAAUGAUGACUCUUGGACUUUUAGAUUUCCUGGGAACAGUACCCCAGCUUACCAAAGGGCUAGGGAUGAUGACAAUGAAUCUACAACCACAAGCAUCCGUAACUUCAUGAACGACAUAAUGCCGGACGACGACCUGCCGGACACAGAAGCCCGGAUUAUUAAGGAGGUCAUAGAUGAGGAAGCUGAUGUGUUGGAUGACUCGCUGGACUCUCAUUGGCUGCAGGACGAAGCAUCUAUUGAUUCUGACUUUAGACUCGAUUUUAGUUUCAGUCCAUUCUCUACACCACGCCCAGUAAAUAAUGAUCGCUACACACCAAAGAAGCAAACAGAAACAAGUAAUGCAAAAACAAAGGGACCAAAGGCGAUCAGCACCAAUUUUCUAGAAAGUCUUUUAAAUAAACCAAAACAUCUGGAAAAUGAACAAAUGCCAAAAUCGCUAAACAAUUUAGACAUGCCACUAAUAGAUGAUAGGUCAAAUUCAAAUUCAUUCCCACCGAUCACAGAAGAGUCAAGCCAAGUUAAACCAUCAAUUAUAGAAAACUUAAACCAGGAUUCCAUGCUCCAAAUAUCAAUAAAACAAGAAAGAAACUUAGACGAAACUAUGGACUCUUUGGAUGUUGUCAACGAAUUUUUGAAGUAUGAAAACGAUAAUUUUGAGGAGGCAGAAUCGCAAUGCACUAUAGAUAGAAAUUUGGAGGAUGCUUUGAAGAAUACGAAUAACAAAGAAUUCUCUUUGGACGAGUUGCUGGUGUCACCUAAAGUAAUGCCAGAGAUAAAAUCGCCAGCGACACCGUUCAUAAACAAUCUUCUAUUCAGCGAAAAACUAGACAUAGACGAAAAUAGCAACAGUUCACAAAAAUACAAAACCGGCCAGUGCAUAGAAACUUUCGAAAACGUGAAAGGAGAAGUGGACAUCGUGGAUGAGUUUUCAGAAAACAUUGAUAUAAAGUUAGAAGACGAGUUAGAUAUAGAAGAAUUAAAGACUGAAAUAUUAGGGGAAUUUGAUAAGGAAGCUAGUCCGGAGAAAGAAAACAAUUUUAAUAUAACUAAUUUCUAUUGUAAUAUGUGUCAGAAGAAGUUUGCUAGCCUGAGAGGGUUACAGCGGCAUUCUAAAUUGAAACAUUCGACGAAAGUGAGACUGCCAAGGAUAUUGAUAUGCGAUAUUUGUGGGAGCCAAUGGAAUAACAGAACUAAUUUUGUAAGGCAUAUGCGGAGACAUCAGCCUCCGGCUCUUUCGGAUUUCAACUGUGACGUUUGCAAGUUGGAGUUUUGUACGCCGGACGCGCUCAAAAAACACAAAAGAACUCAUGCUGGUGAGAAGACUGCAGGCGGGCCGGUCAAAAAGAAGUUCGUGUGCCCCGAAUGUGGCGCGACGACGGAUAAAGCCAGCAACCACAGGGUACACAUGAUGCGCCACAACAAGGACUACAAACACAAGUGCCCCGAGUGCUCCAAGGGGUUCUACCGGCUCGCGGAGCUGACUGUACACAUGAGAUAUCACACUGGAGAGAAGCCAUUCAAGUGCCAACAUUGCCCCAAGAGCUUCGUACGCCGCGACAUGCUCACUAAACAUACCAAACACCAUUUAGAUCUGAGACCCUUUAAAUGCGUUCACUGCAAUAGCCGCUUCAUAAAUAACUACAACUUGAAGAACCACCUAAAGCAAUCAAAACGUUGUACAAAAGAAAGAGAAGUGGUCUUCGAAAACCAGAGAAUGAUUGAUGAUAAUAGACCCAAGGAGACUGUAGUUAUUAGUUACAGUAAAAAAGUUGAAAAGAAAAAAGUUACAGAAGAAAUAGAUGAAAAUAGAGAAGUUACAGAAGAGCUACUUGAGAAUAACGUAGUUGCAGAAGAGAUAGUUGAAAAGAAAGAAGUUACAGAGAAACGAGAAAAGAAAAAAAAAUGUAGCGUCACCAUAUUCCUCUAACGCACAGUAAUGUUAUUUUGUAGCGCUACGCUCGUAGCAGAUUCGAAUAUUUUCUCGCUUUGUAGAGGAAAUUACUACAGAGAAACCGUCGAGCGGGUUCACGGCAUUCAAUCAAUUCAAUGUGUUCGUCAACCUAAUAUCAACCUUGGUGUAUUUCAACAAGGUUCACAACGGUGCACCGAAAAGGAUUCUUUUUGUAUUUAUAUGGAUAUGUAAACGAUGAGUCCAUGAUCAAGUUGUGAUAAAUAUAUAUAGAUUUUUUACCUCA
Leguminivora glycinivorella is the source of this 2617-nucleotide messenger RNA. Its product is annotated as zinc finger protein 777-like. NCBI's taxonomy places the organism in Eukaryota, Metazoa, Arthropoda, Insecta, Lepidoptera, Tortricidae. The transcript is spliced from 11 exons. Gene Ontology annotation, biological process: regulation of transcription by RNA polymerase II. The record is from RefSeq and is a predicted model, not a curated record. Bases 145 to 2349 code for a protein of 734 amino acids. Gene Ontology annotation, cellular component: nucleus. Gene Ontology annotation, molecular function: zinc ion binding; RNA polymerase II cis-regulatory region sequence-specific DNA binding; DNA-binding transcription factor activity, RNA polymerase II-specific.